CCUCCCCCUCCCCCAGGGCACCCCCGCUUCCGCGACACAGACCACUUCCCGUAGCCUCCCACUUCCUGCUGCCCGCCUCCCGCCUCACCCAUCUUCCCGGCUCCCUCUUUUCGCCCCUCUUUCCUCCCCCCCCCCCUAUCCCAUCUCCCUCCCCUCUCCCCGGCGGCCGCCCGCACACCAUGGAAGUCGGCGCCGGGGAUACCCUGCACCCGGACUCACACCGUGCCCCGGGGCCGGCAGCGGCGACGGCGACCGGGGCGCCGUCUUUCCACCCCAAUGCCACGCACGCGCCACGCCCCAAAGCCCGCGAGUCCUUCCUCAAGCAGUGUCGCUCCAGCCUCUCGGCGGCCAUUCAGUCCCGCGUGGCGGCCAUCUGCUACCGGCAUGGGCUCUACUGCGCCACGCAUCCCUUCCUCAUCAUCUAUGUCACCUUCUUGGCCUUCCUCAUUUGCACAUAUCCGGCCAUGAACUCCUUCGAGAAGGUCCUGGCCAAGCGGGCCGCCCUGGCCGCGGCCUCCCCCUCGGGCCGCACUCUCUUCGGCCUGUCGCUUGAUUGGCAGCAGCACGGCCUGCCCGGGCUGGCGGCGGUUGGCGCGGCCGUCGGGGCCCUGCCACUGCUCGGGGCCCUGGUCCCGGCUGACUGGCGUACACCCGCCAUCCCGAAUGUGUUCCCGGCGCCGGCGCCGGGCUCCGCCGAUCCGGAGGCCAUCGCCACACUCACGCGCGAUGCCUACUCCCAUGGGUCCUACCUGCGCAUCGAUCCGGUGGUCUUCCGUACGGGAGACUGCUGCCAGGGCGAGUGGCGUCCGGUUCCAGGCGAAGGAGCCACCUCGGCCUCCUCCGCAUCAUGGGUCGGUAGCGGCGACGGGGGCGGCUGGGCGGGCCCGAUCACCGAAGCCGGCACCGGCACCAAUGCCGACCCUGCCUGCACUGACGGGGGUCUGCUGGACACGGCGCGUUUGCUGUCGGUCCUGCGUUUUCAGAGCGCCGUCGAACAAUUUCUCCUCCUCCCGGACGCUGCCUCCCCGGUGGAGGAUCUCCUUUCGCUGUCCACCGAGGACCCGGCCGCCGACCCGAUUCGCCCAAGCUCCGCGACCACCGGGUUCCGGGACAUCUGUUGGCGCGCCUCCUCCGACCCUUCGCGCUGCUUGAUCCACACGCCACUGGAGUUUUGGCUGUCAGAUGCCGGACGCUUGCUGGCCGAUGGGGACAUUCGUGGCACGGUGGCCCGACGUGACGCCCGGUCCUCCUUCGGAUCGCUGAUCGAGGCGGGAUCCCUCUUUGGGGGCCUGUCGGGCGCCGCAGCGCCGUCCGAUGGCCGGUCGACCUCCCCCGCUGCCGGUGCCUCUGGCUGGUCCCGCGCCGCCUCCGUGCAGUUAACCUUCCUGAGCAUGGUUCGACAUGAGCAGGCCGGAUUGGUGGACAAUUUCUGGCACAGCUUCUGGCAGCGUUCCCUCUCGGGGGACUUUUCCCCCUCGGUCCCUCUCGGACGCCCAGAGCCCGAGGCCACCGACACGCCGGAGUGUGAUGCCACUCUGCCCGCGGCACUGUUCCAAGAUGAUGGCCUCACUCUGCCAGCCGGGCAUGCGCUGCUCGGGGCUCCGGGUCCGGCACGGGUCCAUCGGCUUGGUCAAACCAAUCGCUUCCUCUAUUCCUAUCCGAACUCCCCGGCCGGCGGAGCACGCCAGCAUGCCGGCGGCCCCGACGGCGGUGCACUGCAGCGUCUUCUCGCCGGGCGCAUGUAUCUCCUGGAGGCGGCGAUCAUCUUCCUGUCCUACCUGCUGGUGUAUGUGUAUGUGUCGCUGAUGCUCGGUCGUGUUGAGCUGGUCAAGUCCAAGUUCGGCCUGGCCUUCUCGGCACUGAUGAUCGUCUUCGCGUCGCUGAUCAUGUCCAUCGGUGUGUGCUCGCUCCUGGGCUACGAAUUGGGCCUGCUCCCAUGGGAGCUCCUUUCCUUCCUCGUGCUGGCCAUCGGCCUAGAGAGCACCUUUGCUUUGACCAAUGCCGUGACCGCCACCCCGUGCGACCUGCCCGUGAAAGAGCGCGUCGGCCGGGGGCUCGGCAGUGCCGGUGUCUCGAUCCUGCGGAACCUCGUCCUUGAGUUGGUUCUCAUGGCCCUCGGGGGCUUCUUCAACAUCCAGGCUCUGACGGAAUUUUGCAUGUUCACCGCAGUUGCUGUGAUCAUCAACUUCUUCAUCCACAUGUCCUUCUUUGCCACGGUCCUCUCGAUCGACAUCCGAUGUCUGGAGGUACGACCGGUGGCGGCAUUCCCCUGACCGCAUCCCCUCCCUUCGGCGCUUGUUUCCUCACGCCCCUCUCCCCCCCCCUCUCCCCUUCUCGGGAGGCCCAUCACCCUUUGAUGGCUCCUUUCGCCCCUCCGCGCAGCUCUCCGACCUGCACAAUCCUCGCAUGGACCGCUUCCUCCAGCAUGGCGGCUACCCGGCCGCUGGGGGCCCCUUGCCCACCGGGUCCACCCUGAACCCGGAAACCUCGCUGGCAUCCAUGCGCUGGGAGGCCGGCAGCGCUGGAGCUGAUAUCGGCACCGGGUUUUCCCCCUCGCCAAAGCACACCCCGGCUCUGGCCCCACCGGGGGCCCUGCGACCGCUCUUGCGCCCAGCCAGCCGACUGGUGGCCGCGCUGCCGGGCGGCGCGCGCCUGGCACAGCGCCUGGCCGCCAAGUCCACAGGUCCCAUCCAGGGGGGGUCCCCCGGGGGGCAGGCCCGGCGCCCGGUCGAUCCCUUCGAACACCCGGCCAUCAUUCCCGGGGUCUACAUCAUCGGUGUCAUCAUGCUGGCCAUCGGGCUCGGGCUCUUCGGCAACAGCAGCAGCAGCAGCAG
Molecule: messenger RNA, 2834 nt
Organism: Fonticula alba
Lineage: Eukaryota; Rotosphaerida; Fonticulaceae
Exons: 6
Coding region: 180-2273 (697 amino acids)
Biological process (GO): SREBP signaling pathway
Cellular component (GO): Golgi membrane; endoplasmic reticulum membrane
Molecular function (GO): sterol binding
Source: RefSeq, a predicted model, not a curated record